UUGCAAUUCAUGGCAUGGAGGAGUCCGCGGGCAGUUGCAGUCCGCAGAUCUGUGUAAGGUUCGGUGGAUGAGCUGCUUAUCAUGGUCUGAACCUUGUCUGUCAUUCAGCCGAAGCCUCGUCUAGCUGCUCGACUGUUGCCCUGCUGGGUUUUUUUCCCCCUUCUCGGUGAAAUCGAACACAACAUUAGCGUCUUUCUCUCUGCUUUGGAAAGCAGAUUCAGGCUGACUGGCCUGCGUGUUCUGCACUUUAAAGAGAAAAGAAACAUUUCGCUCAAACUGCAGCGUUUCUGAUGCCUUCAAGUUUGAGCGAGAGGGACAACCCCUGAACCCCGUUUUUUACACGAGGGACAGACACACAGACAUCUCCGUCAUCUUCCACUUCAUGAAAAGGACGCGUCUCGGUAAAAGGUAAUCGGAGACCUGACGGGGACCAUGGCAGCCACAUUAUCGGCGGAGGAAGAACAGGCUACCAGGCAGUUUCUGGAGGAAAUCAACAAGUGGACCAGUCAGCAUGGAGUGUCACCGCUGUCCAGGGAGUUGGCCGUCAAGUUCCUCAUGGCUCGCAAGUUUGAUGUCCUCCGAGCCAUCGAGCUAUUCCACAGCUAUAGGGAAACGCGUCUUAAAGAAGGAAUUGUCAGACUUCAGCCUCAGGAGGAACCUCUGCGCUCAGAGCUGCUCAGUGGAAAGUUUACUGUGUUGAGUGUUAGGGACCCUUCGGGCGCCUCCAUCGCCUUGUACACAGCCAAACUUCAUCACCCCCACAAGACAGGCAACCACGUGGUGCUUCAGGCCCUCUUCUACCUCCUGGAUCGGGCUGUGGAAAGCCUUGAGACCCAGAGAAAUGGCUUGGUGUUCAUUUAUGACAUGGCAGGCUCCAACUACACAAAUUUUGAGCUGGACCUGAGCAAGAAGAUCCUAAACUUGCUCAAGGGGGCGUUCCCGGCCAGACUGAAGAAGGUGCUGAUUGUCGGGGCCCCAGUUUGGUUUCGAGUGCCCUACAAUCUGCUCAGCCUGCUUCUCAAAGAGAAACUUCGGGAGAGAGUUCAGAUGGUAAAAAUGGCUGAGCUAUGUCAGCACCUCCCCAGAGACUGUCUCCCUCAGCAUCUUGGCGGCUUGCUGCCUCUUGAUUCGUACAGCUGGAACCAGCAGCUACUGGUGGGCCAGAACGGCAGAGUAGACCCCGUGGACGAGCUGGUGGGCAUCCCCUUGGAUGAUACUUCCAUACACAUGCCCGGACCUGAAUCUAUGCGGCCGCAGGAGCUGCUGAUGCACCUCGGCAGGCUUCAGCGCUCAGGUGUCCAUCAGGAGUACGAGGAGCUCCGCAAAGAACCGCCACCUGGAACCUUCCACUGUGCACAGGCAGCCUACAAUCAGGAGAGGAAUCGCUAUGGAGACGUGCUGUGCCUUGAUCAAACAAGAGUGCGUUUGAAACCGAGAAGGAAUGAGAGAUCAGAUUACAUCAAUGCGAGCUUCAUGGAUGGCUACAAACAGAAGAAUGCAUACAUUGGUACUCAAGGACCACUGGAAAGGACCUAUGGUGAUUUCUGGAGAAUGGUCUGGGAACAAAAUGUGCUUGUUAUCGUAAUGACAACCAGGACAGACGAGGGCGGUCGGAGGAAAUGUGGCCAGUAUUGGCCUCUGGAGGAAGGGGGGCAGGAGGUCUAUGGCCAUAUGGCAGUGGUGAACCAAAGGGUGGACCACCAUACCCACUACAACCACACCAUCCUCGAACUGCACAACACUGAGACAUGUGAACAAAGACAAGUGAGUCAUUUCCAGUACCUCAGCUGGCCUGACUAUGGUGUUCCCACCUCAGCUGUGACUCUUAUUGACUUCCUGGUAGCUGUGAAGAGACAACAGAGGAAAAUGGUGAAGGCUUUGGGACUUCAGUGGACAGGCCACCCACUAGGACCCCCGAUGGUGGUUCACUGCAGCGCAGGGAUUGGGAGAACAGGUACCUUCUGUGCCCUGGACAUCUGUUUGUCCCAGCUACAGGACGUAGGCUCGCUAAAUGUGUGCCAGACUGUGCGACGCAUGAGAACCCAGAGGGCCUUCAGCAUUCAAACCCCAGACCAGUAUUACUUCUGUUACAAUGCCAUUUUGGAGCAUGCCCAAAGGCAGGGCCUGCUCCCAGCCAAUCAGUGAGCUUCAUCCCCGACUUCCCAAGCCAGUUCAGUCCAGAUUUCUACAGUCACUCUGUUAACUCCAAGCAGUGUUGUGUGACCAAUUAAUGAAACCAAGAAAAUAACGUCAUUGCUGAAACUGUCUUUUGAAACUAGACCAUUCUUUACUGGCAGUGACAAUAAAACACUUGUUGUGGACAUGAUGAAAUUUCAGUGUGAUAACAUUCUGGCUGCAACAACAUGACAUUUUGUUUUUGGAGAACAUAUCUCAGAAAA
This is a messenger RNA of Monopterus albus (swamp eel), 2399 nucleotides long. RefSeq names its product protein tyrosine phosphatase non-receptor type 9a (gene ptpn9a). Lineage: Eukaryota; Metazoa; Chordata; Actinopteri; Synbranchiformes; Synbranchidae. The coding region runs from base 433 to 2145 and encodes 570 amino acids. Gene Ontology annotation, biological process: protein dephosphorylation. The record is from RefSeq and is a predicted model, not a curated record. Gene Ontology annotation, molecular function: protein tyrosine phosphatase activity. The transcript has 13 exons.